AUGACCGCGACGAGCCAUGGGUUUUCAAGGAACAGCCAAAUUCUCGUCUAUGUCAUGCCAGUCGGCAACAUUCCACGCCACAUGUACAUGGAAGGCAUCAGGAUGCUGCAGGCGUCGGCGGUGAUCCCUAUGAGCAGCCUCACUAGGCCGGGCGGGUACAGUGCCGAGUUGUCGCCUUUCCGAGCCCUAUCAUGGGAUAGCACGACAUCCAUCGUGUAUCGCUUCGAAGAUACUUUGUCGCAGGCAUCAUCAUCGUCCACGUUGUCAUCGGCGUCGUGCGACGAAGUGCAUGCAUGGAACCGUCCGUUAGGGGUGAUCGGGCUAUGUCAUUGCCCCAGCACCGCGGAUUUGCGCGACGCGUACGCCGAUUUCAAACGCGCGGCCUUGAAAUACCCCAGCGCCAUCAUCCAAAAGGUUUAUGCGUUCGAACAUGCCUUUGGCGCUGGCACGCUCGAGGAUGUGUCAGCGUUGGACGACCUUGUCAUGUUUCCGCUGGCGGCCCCGCUCAGCGACGGUCACACUACUGUUAGUUUGCAUUUGCAAGUUGUGCUCGAUGCCAUGACCGUCACCAUCUUGAUGUCGCUGGAAAGCACAGUCCGGGGGGUGUUACGACAGCACCAGCAGCAAGCCGGGGCCGCCAUCGUGCCGUCUGCGGAUCUGUCUGAAUCCGGAUUCGGACUCCUAAGUACACAAGUGGACCCUCCUGCCACCACGUCCCCAUACCCAGCAGCAGCAGCAGCACCCAUCCACUCCCCUGCGUUUCUCGGCACCUCGUCUGGUAUGUCGACGCCUGCCGCCUUGCGCACGGGCUCUGGCAACUCGACGUUGCUUCCACGGCCUUCAGGAGUCACCACGACGGCGUCGGCAAUGGACUUGAGUGAAAGAAACGUUUGUACCACACACACUCUUGUGAGUCGCAAGCAAAUGCCGCGAUCCAAUCGAUCGCGCCAAGAAAAGCUGGUCGCCGACUACGCGCUCGUGGUCGGGUGCGUGCCGGACGCGGUCGACUACUACACGACCGCCAUCGACGGCUUGCGCGACGAUGAAAAGAAAAGCGCGCCAAAGUCCGGCACCAAUCCCGCCGACGGACUCUGGCUCGGUGCCGCCUUGGAAGGUUACGUCACUGCGCUCUACUUGACCAUGCAGAGGCAGAAAGGGGGGAACGGUGUCAAGUUGAACGUGGAAAUGAUCGAAAAAGCGUCCGAAGCCAUCGCAUGGUAUGCCAAAGUGGGGUGCGUCGCGCUCGAAGCAAACCUCGUGACAGCCAUGGGAUGGUAUUAUACCGAGUUGGUCGACGACGAUCUCGUCGGCGGUCGAGGCGGCAACCGCCGUCAUCCCCUUCAACGCGCCGACGAAGCCGAAUGGAUCCGACGACUGUGCAUCGAGACCCACCAUCGCCUGCUGCUUCUUGGCGUCCGCAACGCCGAGCCAUUCCCGAGCAGCCACACGUCAUCUCAAGUGUCCAUCAAGCACGUGUUGGCCGUGGCUCGACAGUGCCGGCGCAUUGGAUACACGCGGAAAGAACUGCUGUACGUCCUCGAUGCCAGCGCCUUGUUGUGUCUCCGCAGUCGAUCUCGCAUGAUAUCAUCGUCCUCUUCGCCGACAAUGGACCUGCAUGCUGCAUAUGUGCUCGUCCAACAAGUCCUCCAUGGCCUCUCUACCCCGAUACACAACCCACAAAGCAGUGGAAACGCAUCGGACAAAGAGAGAGGGCCGGUUGUUGCUGUGGUGGGGUGGAGCCGACUGCGGUUCUACGUGCUUCGACACGUGAUUGGGCUCGCUCGAAAACUCCACCGACCCCACGAAGUGGCCACGCACACGUUGGCGUUGCUCGAUUUGCUCGUGCAUGAUCCCACUGCCAUAACCGCAUCUGGUGACGCCGCCGCAGGGAGUGCCGCGUGGAACGAGCCAGUGUUCUCUGCGACCUUGCACAUCCACGUGGUGGACACGACCGGCGCGUUGAAGACGCCUCUCACUAGGGGAGGACUGCACACGGCCCCUACGGUGUACGCCACGCCGCCGCCCAGCAUGGAGAAAGAAGUGAAGAAGGCAGCUGUGAUGUUGUUGCAACAUAGCAAUUCGUCGUCGCUGUUGUCGUCCAGUUACUUCAAACACCUGCCCCUUCUCACAUCCACCACGGGCACCAAUCCCUCCCCCCCUCCGUCGUCCGGAAGUACGACCCCGCGACAACUGCUCUUGUCCACCCCCCGGCAGUUGAUGUCCGCCGUCCUCUCCAACACGUCGACUUCGUCCUCGGCUUUCUUUGACGCGUCCGAUGUCGCUGCUGGCCAGUCGUCCCCACAGCCAACAACUCACAUACCAGUUGACUCCACUGCUACUACUACUCCAUCGAUCAAGCAGCAUCCAUCUUCCGACACGACCACACAGUGGACAAAUCCCGUCCAAGAAUGGCAACAUGCAUGCUGGCGCUUGCUGCACGACGACACGUCAUCGACCAAGUCGAGGAUCGACCUGCCGUUAACGAAACGCAAUGGUCUCGUUCGCAUUGAACGGUUUCAAGUGGGGCGACGUGCCGUGCCAACGUCCAACGCCCACGCGACGACCACAAGUGGCCUUCGGCGGCUGGACGCGGUGCUCCGAGCAGUGCAACGCAAGUCGACCGCUCCUCCACCCAACCCCUCGACGUUUUUCUACAAUCCGUUUCAAGCCAAAGGAGAUGCCAUAAACAACAACACCACCACCGACGAUGAAAACGAUACCAUGUACCCCGUGCACGCUUCGAUCGACCUCGAGAUGGUGGUGCACAACCCCACCGAUAUCGACGUGCUGUUCCCCCACGUGGCGGCGUGGGUCGCUCAAGGAGAUCCGGACGACAGCUCGACGAUCAAAGCGCAGUGCCCCCCCGUAGUGCUCCAGUUGACCCCCCGGCAGUCCAACAGAACUACCCGGCUCACCGUCCGGCCCACGCACAUCGGACCGAUGGUCGUCCUGGGGUGUCUCUUGCGACUCAAGCAUCAAACCCUUCGGUACAAGUUGGAGCGUCCGGUGGUGCUGGAGAUUGUCCCCGCCCUGCCGACACUGACGUUCCGUGCGUCACCAGCAACCGCGUCGUCCAUGUUCCAACACCAACUCCACCGCGUGUCUGUCGACGUGAUCAACCCGUCGGGCUUGUGCGCAUCGCAUUUGUUCAUGGACAUGACGAUCGUGGUCCACAUGCCGCCGUCCCAUGCCAAGGCCAGCACGGCCACCGUCGUCCUCGUGAACUCGCUUCUCCUCGACACUGCCGACUCGUCGUCUUCUUCAGCUGGUGUCCACAAGGUGACGGUGGCUGGUGGUGUCGACGUCGAAUGCUCUCUCCCCCCCGGCUUUGAUCACUUGGACGGACAAUCAAGUGUGUCCAUGGACGUGACCGUGCACUGUGCCCACGCGUGUACCAUUGAGAUCCAACUGCGGGCGUUGUAUGGCCACUCCCUGACCCACGAGAAACUGUAUCGGGAAACCGCCGCCACCGUGUCCAUCACGUGCGAGCCGGCAGUUUGCAUCACAGCGUUGGCUCCGUUAUUCCUGGCGGGCUCGGAUGGCCAAGACGGAUAUAUCUCGUCCAUGUGGGUGGCGGAGCUGUGGAAUCCGUCGCCGUCCGUCCUCUUUCACGUCCAUGUCGACGGGGAACUAGCUGCCAAUGUGCCAGUUCCGCCGCUGUGCGUGCGGCGGAUGCUGCUUCCGUCGUCGUUGGUACAUACCCCAUUCAAGUGGACCACGCCGGCUUCGGGGGCCAGUGGCGCCAUACCCACACCAGACACCACGACGACGACUAUCCGUGCCUGUCCUCGUCAUGAGCUGCCGACGGACGUGCCGUGGACGUUGCAUGUGGCGUUGGGGCAGCAUGCGAGUCCGUUAAUGCUAACGUCGAUGCCCCUGCACGAGUUUUUCCAAGUCGUCGUGCAUGUGAUGCCAAGGGACCGAGGGAACCAGCCGACAUGUCGCCUGCCUUUGUUGUUGUCUGUCCAGAUCCACGUGCUGGAACAAGUAACGUCCGUCGGCGGCGGCCUACAACUAAGGCCCACCACCAACAUGGUCGUGGCAGGUCAAUUGGCGUACCAACCGAGCGUGGAACACCCACAUGUCGUGCAAGUGAUGGCCAUGACACAUGGAGUGUAUUGUAUCCGAUGUGUGGGUAUGUGGGCCCAAGGCGGCACUGACGUGGUCGAGUCGGCAAUGUUAAAAAUACAAACCAUUUAA
Aphanomyces astaci is the source of this 4200-nucleotide messenger RNA. RefSeq lists its product as hypothetical. Gene Ontology annotation, cellular component: trans-Golgi network. Lineage: Eukaryota; Oomycota; Saprolegniomycetes; Saprolegniales; Verrucalvaceae. Bases 1 to 4200 code for a protein of 1399 amino acids. The transcript is spliced from 7 exons. The record is from RefSeq and is a predicted model, not a curated record.